Messenger RNA from Metarhizium acridum CQMa 102, 948 nucleotides. NCBI's taxonomy places the organism in Eukaryota, Fungi, Ascomycota, Sordariomycetes, Hypocreales, Clavicipitaceae. The record is from RefSeq and is a predicted model, not a curated record.
AUGUCUAAUGGAUUCAUCAAGUUUGACCCGUCCCUGGUUGACGAGAGUAACGGAGGCGUCGUCCUGGUCUUGUGCGUGGUCUUUUCCGUGCUCAUCAGCGUGUCCACGACGUCGCGCAUUGCCAUGAAGCUCCUCGCAACCAAAGCUGGUCUCGGGGCUGCGGAUUACUUUAUCGUCAUUGCCUUUGCCUUCAACCUGACCGCCAACAUGCUCGAGAUCCAGUCCGUCCAGUCCGGCUUCGGCCGCCACCUCCAGUUCCUCACCCACGAGCAGGUGCUCACCGUCCGGCGCUUCAGCCAGUACAACAUCCUGUUCGCCAACAUCUCCCUCUGGGCCGUCAAGAUCUCCGUCUGCUUCUUCAUCCUAGCCCUGAUCCAGGGCGUCCACCGGCGCACCGCCUGGGUCGUGUACGCCCUCAUCGCAAUCACCACCACCGCGAGCACCUGCCAGGGCAUAUUCUGGGGUCUCCAGGCGAACCCGCUCCGGAAGCUGUGGGAGCCCGACGUCCCCGGCGAGGUGAAGAGCGUCAGGACCCUGGUCACGUCCAUCAUUGCUUUUACCAAGCGCAAUCUUGCCCAAGUCAUCGCCGACCUUCCCGCGACCUUCAAUCUUGUCCGCAGCGUGCGCAAUAAAACGAAUGCCCUCUGGUCGCGGGGCGCUCGCGGCGGCUCUACUACCAAGGCCUCUGACCACACGGGCAGCGUCGACUCGGGGUCGGGCCGCAAGGGCUUCGCGCGGGCAAGUGCGCGGCCUGCCAACGCCAAGCCGGUUUGUAAUGAGGAUGAAAUCCCGCUCAGUGCUGUUCCCGGCCGCGUUCCAAAGGGAAGUCGGGUGGUCCAUAUGGAGACCAGCAUCGAUAUACGGGCACACAUGGUUGAUGCGCACGAGCAGCAGGAAAGCCGUCAGGCGCUGGUUCAUCCAUGGGACAAGGAAGCAACCACUGUGUAG